AUGGAACUUCGUAUUGGUAACAAGUUCCGGCUUGGUCGAAAAAUUGGUAGUGGCUCGUUCGGAGAGAUUUACCUAGGAACUGAUGUUCAGACUAAUGAAGAUGUUGCUAUCAAGUUUGAAAGUGUGAAGACUGACCAUCCACAAUUGAAUUAUGAGUCAAGGGUAUAUAGAGUUCUUCAGGGUGGAAAUGGGAUUGCAAACAUGAAAUGGUAUGGUGUUGAGGGUGAUUACAAUGUGUUAGUGAUGGAUUUGCUUGGUGGUAGCCUUGAGGAUUUGUUUAGUUAUUGUAAGAGGAAGUUUAGUUUGAAGACAGUUCUUAUGUUAGCUGAUCAAAUGAUUCAUCGUCUCGAGUUCAUCCAUUCUAAGUCGUUUAUUCAUCGCGAUUUGAAACCGGGUAAUUUUCUUAUCGGUUUGGGAAUGCUGGCUACUCAGGUUUAUAUCAUAGACUUUGGUUUGGCUAAGAAAUAUAGAGAUAGCUCAAGCUACAGACAUGUCCCAUACAGGGAGAAUAAAAGUCUAGUUGGGACUCCAUCUUUUGCCAGCUUGAACACUCACCGAGGGAUCGAGCAAAGCCGGAGGGAUGAUUUAGAAUCACUUGGUUAUAUCCUCAUGUACUUCCUCAAAGGAAGUCUACCAUGGCAGGGACUGAAAGCUGCAAACAAGAAACAGAAAUCUGACAUGAUUACCGAAAAGAAGGCUUUAACUUCGAUCGAAACCUUAUGCAAUGGUCAUCCAACGGAGUUUGCAUCCUACCUCCAUUACUGUCGCGCACUAAGGUUCGAUGAUAAGCCAGACUAUGCAUAUUUGAAGAGACUAUUCGGCAACCUGUUUACUCGUGAAGGUUUUCAAUUUGAUUAUGUGUUCGACUGGACGAUAUUAAAGUAUCGGCAGUCGCACGCCUCUACCUCCUCCUCUACCCGAACUCGGUCUAAUCUUCGGCCUACGAGCAUUAACACCAGAAUGCCAACCACUAGUAUGAAACACUUUAUAAGUACAAUUCUCACCAAAUCCAAACUUAAACCUCCUGAAAUCUCUAUAUCUCCUCCAAGACUUCUCUUUCUUAUUCCUAAACCUCCAAGAAACAUCGCAUUCGUCCGGACUCGAUCCGUUCACCGGAGUUUCAUACUCUAAAAACACAAUAGAUUUAAAAACCUUCAAAUUAAACCUCUCAACAGCAACCAAAACCCUAGGAUCAGAACAAUUCACAAUCUUCAAUUCAUCACAAUCAGAGU
This is a messenger RNA of Capsella rubella, 1232 nucleotides long. Its product is annotated as casein kinase 1-like protein 5. Gene Ontology annotation, biological process: signal transduction; endocytosis; peptidyl-serine phosphorylation. The transcript is spliced from 12 exons. NCBI's taxonomy places the organism in Eukaryota, Viridiplantae, Streptophyta, Magnoliopsida, Brassicales, Brassicaceae. Gene Ontology annotation, molecular function: protein serine/threonine kinase activity; ATP binding. Gene Ontology annotation, cellular component: cytoplasm; nucleus. The record is from RefSeq and is a predicted model, not a curated record. The coding region runs from base 1 to 1131 and encodes 376 amino acids.